CGUUGGUUGGCUGCGAAAAAGGGAACGGAGGGUGAUGUGCAUAAUCAACGCAUAUUCUCUGAAACUCAAAGUCAAAGUAACCAUCGGUUUUGUUCACAUUUUCGCAACGUGUGUGCGGUGCUUUCAGUUAAGUAGUUUGGUAGAUUGAGGUUAGCUUUCGUGAUGGUGAUCAGUGUUGAGCCUAGUGAAAUGUUCUGGGACACUCCCAGUGGCCCGUACCAAGAUGAGUCUGUGGUCUCUCCGGAAUCGUAUUCGCUUAUGUUUUUCAUUAAAUUGUUAGAGUUGAGCAAUCGGAAUGAGGAUGAAGAGUACACCGUGUCGCUUCAUUGUGUUGGUGGUGGUGAUAGUGUUACCGGAACGUUGGCCAUUUUGAACGAGAAAAAGCCCGGCGAUGUUGUGAGCUUGCAAGCAGAUAAAGAAAAGUUUGUUCGUUUUUUGAAGGAAAAUUCCAUCAAUGUCCGCAUUAAGCCGAACGAUUCCACCGUUUACAAGGGAGUGUUGAAGUUGAACGGCUCUAAAGUAAUGAAUUUCGAGCCAGAUGUCGAAAGCUCUACACCGGUUGAGGAACAGUUCCCCGUACACGAUGACGCCGAUCAAGUGGUGGGAAUGAUAACGAUGAUACUUCAAGUCGUCCACAAUGCUUCGGCGGUGGAUCCCUUGUCUAACGCGGACGUUAUUUAUCGCAUCAACGAUAACAAGCUGAAAUCGUCUGAUAAACAGGAUGCGGACUUGCGUCAGCUGCUCGUUUGCACCGAGUGCAGCAUGCCACGGACUUCCAACAAUGGGUCAGGUUGCGAGUAUGAGAUUGUGGAUGGGAUUUUGCACCGUAAGGGCAUAUCCAGCACGGAAAGGAUAAUCGAGCAGAUCAAGGAUAAGAUUAAUCGUGCCAAGCUGGAUGAAACUUUUGAUCAACGAGAGUCGAUUUCUAACACUGGUAAUGAAGCGAGUCGCAAAUUCUGUGCCGAAUGCGGUGGAAUGUCUAUCUCUGGAGAAACUUGCAAAGCGGGUGUGCGACCAAGUCGUACACGAUCGUCGCACAAGAUGGCGCAAACCCGAUACAGUGCAUACGCUACCGGGGAAGAAGCUGCUGCACCACUGGUACACAUGAAAAAAGCUUCUAAAACUGCAAUUCGCUGUUGCGAACGUUGCAAGGCCUGUUUGGAUUGGCUUCCGUCUGAGUGUUGUUGUCCAAAGUGUGGGUAUAAACCAUCGAAAGAGACAAUUUCUUUAAAGCCCGGUUUGCCACCAUACUUCAAGAAUUCACCCGAGCAAGGACCGCUCCCCAACGGAAAGGAGGUUUCUUUGCAUGACUCAGACACAAUAGUGGCUUCCUCGCCAUCGUGCCAGCUGUGUCAUAUUUGUCAAACCCGCUGCAUCGAUUGUGCCAACCAGAUUAGUCAGCAGGGAAAUUCCAAGACUUCGAGCUCAUUUAUCUGCGCUCCUGUGCAGCCCAAACCCGUGAUCGAUCCAACGCAAACUAGCGCCCGGCCUAUAACGCGACGUCCCUGGCGUACCGGUCGUCCAUCACACGGACCAAAAACAGCUCCGGUAAAACUGCAAGGAUCGGCUAAAGGCAAGCACACGGAGGAGAUGAAACAGGUGUAUGGUGGAAAAGGUGGCAAAGAAUGUAAGAACCAACCGACCACCACAACUGGCAAGAGUCGCAUCUCUGCGGGACAAAUUCGGAAAAGCUAUAAUGCGAACCUACGGCAGAUCAAGCGUCAGAAUCGCAAACUUUAUUCCUACCGCUUCGGAAAGCGUCAUCCGGGUAUUGUGGUUGGACAUCGAACCUGCAUGCGACAGGACCCUCUAGUUCCACCACACAUGGGCUGGCAGUGGGACAUUUGUCCACCCGGUAUAGACAAACGGCGGCCAGGUUGGCGACCGGGGGCAGUUCGCCAGCCCAUAAAGCAAUUGAUGCAACACUUCCUCAAAUGCUACCCCCUGGACAAUUUACCUGUGUCGAAGAAAAAAUCCGUCGGCUUCCAUACCGAAGAUCCGGCACAAGGUGACCACAAGCAAAAGCCAACACUGCACAUCACGAAGCAGAACGGUGUGUACUCGAUAACGAUGAAUCCGCUCAAGGAUUCGGACACGCUUAAAACCACGGACGAUCCGUAUCUACCCUGCAAACCGAUCAAGUUCAAACUGGUCAAAGAUCCGCACCGUACCAAGCUGUACCAGCUGCGUGAUACACUCAAGCGCAAAGGUCUACCGCUGUGCGGAUGUAAGGAGCUGACCGACUGUGAGCACUGUACUGAUCGGGAGAAACGCAUUAUAACGGAGGAGAUACGCCGCUCGGCCAAGGUGUUAGGACUGCCGGCAAAAACGAACAUCAGUGAUGUGCCAAGCGGAAGUGAAAGUGAGCUUGACGUAGAGUUUACGCCCCCGUCAGCCAUUAUCCGACCGGACGCACACAAGCCGGACGUUGCGGUGGCAGAAACGCAGUACAAUAUCCAGGACUUUCAACUAAAACCGAUUGCUGAUGGGAAGGACAUCAAAUCUAAAGCUUCCACCCGUGGUGGAGUAUCAAACCAGGGGAAAGGUGACGCAGCUCCGGGCUCGAAAGCCGUGACCCAAAAAGGAGGCACCGGAAAGAAGGCGGGUGGAGGAGCUGCUGGUGCUCCAGAUGCGUCAAACACCAAAGUUCGCAUAUCGGUCGCAAAAGCGAAAGGUUCUGGAGGUGUAGCGAAGGGGAACGAGCCCGCCGGAAAGGGCAGCAAAAACACGGACGGGGCUGACCUGUCGCGGACCACCCAAGGACAGCAGGGACGGCCAAGGCAGGGAGGAGCUGGUGCUGUUGGAGAAGGUACGGGCGGCGGCUCCAAUCAGCGCUCCACCAACGGUAAGAAUACCGGCAGCAGCAACAGCACCAAGGUUCACGUUCAACAGCGGAGUACCCUGUCAAAGGCGAAGCCAAACGGGAUAGACAGUGCGUUAGUUUGCCAACGAAAUCCGGUGGGACCACAGUCACUCAUGGUGGGAUGUUGCCCAACGGUCACUUACUGUUGCUAUUCCACACAAUGCUUACCUUGAGCACUGAACUCAUCACACCAUUCACUGACUUUUGAAUCGGAAUCGAUAGGAAGGGUAUCGCAAAAUCGAUCUCCACCUGGUGAAUCAGCGCGGGAAAGAGUGUUACAAAAUUUGAAGUUUAUUUUAAAACUGCCCGCUUGAUGUAAAAAUGCAAGAACCAACGAUCAUACCUACCUCAAUGCUGUUGUCCUUCGUUUCGAACGAUAUGAACCGAGGCUCUCGGCGCCAUCCUGCCUUGGAAGCUCUUGCCCGUGGGCGUAACGUCGUGUGGGAAUAGUCUAGCGUGUAGAACCGAUCGUCUUCCGUAGCUGGACCAUAGACUCUGCCCCAGUGGUUGGUCCCGGUAGUGGUAUCGUUUGUUGUCGGUCCACAAAACACUGUCGGAGCCUGCUUGGACAACAACACUGCCAGUGCGAGAAUUGACACGGUGAGCAUCAUCGUCGUCGUCGUCCUAUCGGUUCCAGUGCAAUUGGCAAACUGGCGCAUAGCGCAAAUUGUGGCCCUGAAUUCGUCCCUCCAAAAACACCAGGACCAGGAAAAUGUGUGACAUGGUUUUUCGAUUUCAUCCUCCAUACCUUUUUCCUUCUCACAGUCUAGCGCAUAUGAAAUGGUGUGGAAUCAUUCGCGCGGGCGAACGAUUUAUCAUCAUCACGAUCGCGUUUUGUAUUAUGCAGUGCAGGAUGGUAAACAAUUCACGCUUCGAAAGCAAACUAUGAAGUGAUGAUCGUUUUUCCGUACUUACGACACACGGUCUGGAACACAGGGUACGGUUGAUGAGAAAACGGGAUCGACCAGUUGGUAGGUAUGUUUGUGUCUCUGAUUAUGUUGACUGCCACAACGACAUGCUGCAUGACUUUGAUGUCACAGUGCAAUGCCAUUGUAGGGCAGUUAUGUCUUGAAAGUGCAACGCCUGUUACAUACGCAGGUUGGUUGUGUAACUAAGAUAUAUGGCGAAUAGCAGCCGUGUCGCUGACCUUUUGGUAGUGCAGUUUAAGGAGACGGCUUCAGCAUUGGCUUCGAGUGUCUCUAAUUCCUGGCUUCUAUUAAUUGGUUGUUCUUCUUCCUAGCUUAAUGACCUGCGAAAUUACGCCAACCAUAGACUUCUAGUAAGUCUAUAAUAUUCGGCAUUAACUACGGGGAAACGAUGAGUUUCGAAAUCUGGUUGGAUUUCCUGACAGUUCUGCCGUGUGAAGACCGGCGCCUGCAAUCACCUCUAUCACCGAGUCGCCCAUUUUUGGCUUGAUUAUAAUUUUUCAGACGAUUUGACCGUUACAGCUCAAGCAGUAUUGGUAACAGUGUUUUUGUGUUGAUGCAAUAUCAAAUAAUAUGGCCCAAAAACUUGUUUAUUCUUACCGCACACAAAUGCACUUGUGUUAGUAACACAAACACCUAUCACAGUUUAACCUACCGACCUUUGCCACACUUGCCAGACACUACUGUAGAAUGAAACGUGGAAGGGAGAGAUAAUUUCACGGAUAGUGACAAAAGCUUUGGCGGAGGAAAUUAAAGUGAACCUCACACACGAUUCAACGCUGUACGAUGACACAGAUGUUGUCAUUAUGUCACUGCACUCGCUCAUGAACAAUUAAAUGAUGCAAUAAUUGGGUGGAAUUGUGUAUUUGGCUUGUGCUCUGCUUUUAGUUUCUGACGCAGAACUAACUUUAAUAAGCUCUGGAUAUUAGAAGCCCUACAAAUGUAUAGUUUUAGCUGAAGUUAUUUUUCAAAAAAUUAAAAAAAUCAAAAGCAGAUCAUGCAGUAGCA
Molecule: messenger RNA, 4797 nt
Organism: Anopheles stephensi (Asian malaria mosquito)
Lineage: Eukaryota; Metazoa; Arthropoda; Insecta; Diptera; Culicidae
Exons: 4
Coding region: 163-3036 (957 amino acids)
Source: RefSeq, a predicted model, not a curated record